Lachancea fermentati is the source of this 2112-nucleotide messenger RNA. The record is from the annotation of a GenBank genome assembly. NCBI's taxonomy places the organism in Eukaryota, Fungi, Ascomycota, Saccharomycetes, Saccharomycetales, Saccharomycetaceae.
AUGAGUGCUCCAAAUCAGUCGAAUAAUACCGAGAGAUGGGUCUCUCCAAAUACGAAACAUGGUCUAUCAUAUCUGGCAGGUCACCCGCAUAGUAGCAGUGGUUCUUUGAUGCCAAUACAGCCUCUCGUGGGAAACAACAGUGCUAUGCGUAUCCCCCCAAGGCCCGACUCGGUACCUCCACUAGGUAACACUACAGGAACGCAACCUCAGCCUCAAACGCAGCAUUCAUUCUUAACACAGUCUAGUCAACAGGCCCACAGAUCAUAUUCGAACCACUUUUUACCGUUUACUAGUGGGAAACAGCAGUUAAGUUACCCACAAGGUUACCCUCCUCUAACAUCCGGCUAUCUUCCCAGCCCCAUACCCCAAACUACCAUGAAUGAGAAGGGUUUGGAUCUCCACGUUGGGUUUCAAAGCCCUGGACAACCUUUCCAGGCUUUUCACCCUGCUACCCAGCAUUUUGCCUCACCUUUGGAAUCAGAUCAAGAUGCAAGAAAGCAAAAAUUGAGCGACUAUCAUGAUAGUAACGAUACAAUUCAAAAAGAUGCCCAUACAAUUAAGAAAAACACCCAAGAAAGUACUUUAAAGGCUCUUGCCAUCAAGCACAAGGGCCGUCCACUAGCAGAAUACGCUACAAUGGUCAGAGAAGCUGAAAUUGCAGUUUUGAAUAUGAGCUCUUGCACUCAUCCUAAGACAGAGAUUCAAAUCGCCGAACAACAUAGAGAAAGAGAAAGACAAGUGUAUGCAUUAAUUUGGCUCAUGAAUACUUGUAUCCCUGAAAAAGAUAGUUACGUCCCUCGUGGCCGCAUUUUUGCCCAAUAUGCAGCUUGCUGUGCACAGCACAAUCUCAAACCGCUCUCACAGGCGUCUUUAGGUAAACUGAUCAGAACUAUCUACCCAGAUUUGACUACAAGACGUCUUGGUAUGCGUGGCCAAUCGAAAUAUCAUUACUGCGGUCUUAAACUAUUGUCACCAUCCAAGACUUCUUCUCCUAGUACAUCAUCUGUCAGUACACCAGACUUACUGCAUACUGUAAAUACAGAGAAUUCUUAUGGAUCCAACUCAGUACAAAGUGGACCCUCAACAAGGUCAGCUACGCCAGCACUAUAUCACAACCCUGAUUCAAAGAAGCCAUAUGCGUGGCAAGCUGUUAUACAAGACGAUGGACUCCAAUUUAUAGAAGGGACCGCUGAAAAGGUGAUUCCUCGCGACUCCACCUUUGCUUUGGACAUUCCUUCGAUAAGUCCAUUUCUGAAACCCAAUACCGAUUCAGACAUAGCAUCGGCGUUAGAAGCAUUGUAUAAGGUUCAUUGCAACACGAUUUAUGAAAAUAUCAAUUUUUCAAAAUUCGAUGCUUUGCCCGUCACUUUGGAUUCAUUCAGCUCAGGAUCCAUAUCACCACAAAUGUUUAACCUUUUCAUAUCGGACAAUUUAUAUGAAUGGAUAAAUGACGCUGACUUGGUGACACACAAAGCAAUGGCUCGAAUGCUAUCUAAGUUUGCAUUCGAACCAAAAGAAAUCGCCAACUUCGACUGUCAAAAAUUUAAAGACUUUUCUUUAACAUAUUCAAAGAUGAUAUCUGAGGCAAAUAUUGAUCUCCCUGUUCCAGUUGUCACUCAAAAAGGUCAGCUUGCUGAAAACUUCACGAGACUUGUUAAACGGCUUAUAAAACUUGUUCAAGCUUCGAAGAAUGCCGCUACUGCCCUUUCAAUGGCGCAAACUCGACGCAACAUGGGUAAAAAUUGGGAAAAGCUCAAUAUUCAUGAAUUGUGUCGUUCAGAGUUUAUGUGCUGUUGGAAAGGCGAUUCUUUUUCAGCAGAGAUUCCUUUAUUUAUAAGUGAGCAAAUGAAUGAGUUGUUUAUGCAAGACGAUAGCACAGAAGGUCUUGAUUUGGUUCUCCAGUUUGGCAAAGCUGUAGUUACUUUCGUUGAAAAGUUUAAGGAACUACCUGCCCGUUUAAUUGUCAUGAAUAUUAACUCAUUCACUGCAGCGUUACUGCGAGAGCUCUACAUUGCAGGCCCUGAGGAUAUAGGAUCUUGGUGGGCCUUAAAAAGUUUUAUAGACGAGUGGCUAUAUUGGUGCGCUGAAUUUGGCGGAUUUCUAGCGAAGUGA